UGUCUCCGAGAGACCAUGGCCGGGUCCCCGCGCUCCCCGCUGCUCCUGCUGGCCGCCCUGGCCCUGGCCCUCGCCCUGGCCGUGAGCCCCGCGGCCGGACAGGGCCACAAGGGCCGCCUGGUGGGCGGCCUAAUAGACGCGGAUGUCAACGAGGAGGGCGUGCAGCAGGCGCUGUCCUUUGCCCUCAGCGAGUACAACAAAGCGAGCAAUGACGCCUACCACGGCCGCGUGCUGCGCGUGCUGCGCGUCCGCAAGCAGGUCGUGGCGGGGAUGAACUACUUCUUGGAAGUGGAGAUUGGCCGAACCACGUGCACCAAGUCCCAGGCCAACCUGGACAACUGUCCCUUCCCCAACCAGCCGGACCUGCAGAAGAAAACGCUGUGCUCCUUCCAAGUUUACACCGUCCCCUGGAAGGGCACCACCUCCCUGGUGAAGUCCAGCUGUCGCGAUGAAUAGGGGACCCGGCAGCAG
Molecule: messenger RNA, 471 nt
Organism: Sus scrofa (pig)
Lineage: Eukaryota; Metazoa; Chordata; Mammalia; Artiodactyla; Suidae
Gene: CST3
Product: cystatin C
Cellular component (GO): vesicle; cytoplasm
Molecular function (GO): cysteine-type endopeptidase inhibitor activity
Source: RefSeq, marked provisional